Lampris incognitus (smalleye Pacific opah) is the source of this 855-nucleotide messenger RNA. RefSeq names its product ring finger protein 182 (gene rnf182). Lineage: Eukaryota; Metazoa; Chordata; Actinopteri; Lampriformes; Lampridae. The coding region runs from base 1 to 855 and encodes 284 amino acids. The transcript is spliced from 2 exons. The record is from RefSeq and is a predicted model, not a curated record.
AUGGUUCAGUUACAGAGCACAGAGGAUGGUGUCGGUGUUGGUGGCAGUAUGGACGGCCUGAACCCAGAGGAACUGGAGUGUAAGAUCUGUUACUGUCCUUACACCCUUGGUAGCCGUCGGCCCAAGGUGCUCGAGUGCUGUCACCGCCUUUGCGCCAAAUGCCUGGCAAAGAUCUUGGACCUGGGCGAGUCUCCGCCAAAUGCUGUAGUGUGCCCGUUCUGCCGCUAUGUCACCGCGCUGCCAGGGGAGGUGGUAAGCAACCUGCCAGAUGACUGCAACCUGGUGACGGUGUUGGCCCUCCAGAGCAGGAACCACAGGAACCUCCACUACCACCAGGAGGGGACUGCCGAGCUCCUGCUGAGUCCCAGACGCCUCAACUCGCUGAUGGGCAGCACCUCAACAGCGUCUCCUUCAUCUGUUCCCUCAGUCACCACCCCAAAUACAACCACUACCUACUCCUCCAUCCGAGGAUCCCCCAACUUUGUGGUCAUAACCAUCAUGGAGCCGCCUCCUGUUCCUCCACCGCCCCAUAUAUCCACCCAGGACUUCAACCGCCAUCAGCCACGCCGGGACUACUUCACAUCCAGUCUGGAUUCCAUGGCCUCCAUCACGCAGAGGUGGACGGUGUGGAACUGUGCAGCCCUGCUGUGCCAGACGUCGGCCCGGGCGCUGGUGUGGGUGCUUGGGCUGCUAUACUUCAGCUCCCUGCCCAUGGGCGUCUACCUGCUCAUCAUGCAGAGGACCACCCUUGGUGUGCUCCUGGUGAGCCUUGUUCCCGCCAGCCUGGUCAUGAUCAUGGUCUACGGGUUCUGCCAGUGUAUUUGCCACGAAUUCUGGGAUUGUAUGCCACCGUAA